Messenger RNA from Thrips palmi, 354 nucleotides. RefSeq names its product trichohyalin-like. NCBI's taxonomy places the organism in Eukaryota, Metazoa, Arthropoda, Insecta, Thysanoptera, Thripidae. The transcript has a single exon. Bases 1 to 354 code for a protein of 117 amino acids. The record is from RefSeq and is a predicted model, not a curated record.
AUGAAGAGAGAGAGGCUCGCCGCGCCGCCGAUUCUGCUCGAGCAGCAGGAAGAAGAGCUGCAGAACGAGAAGCAGCGAGAGAGGCUCGGCGCGUCGCCGAUGCUGCUCGAGCAGCCGCAAGAAGAGCUGCAGAACGAGAAGCAGCGAGAGAGGCUCGCCGCGCCGCCGGUGCUGUUCGAGAAGCAGCAAGAAGAGCUGCAGAAGAAGAGGAAGCGAGAGAGGCUCGUCGCGUCGCCAAUGCUGUUCGAACAGCAGCGAGAAGAGCUGCAGAAGAAGAGGAAGCGAGAGAGGCUCGUCGCGUCGCCGAUGCUGUUCGAGCAGCAGCGAGAAGAGCUGCAGAAGAAGAAGCAGUAA